Messenger RNA from Danio rerio (zebrafish), 7521 nucleotides. The record is from RefSeq and is a predicted model, not a curated record. Lineage: Eukaryota; Metazoa; Chordata; Actinopteri; Cypriniformes; Danionidae.
CGAUGCUGAGUUCGGUUGAGGAGUUCGGAGAAGCGGCGGCGCUGCGGACGGUGGCAUCAGUGCAAAGGGGCGAAACAAGGGAAUAUUUGGCCGACUUUCAAAAUAACUGGAUUAUAAAAACUGGACGCGCUGGAUAGCCACUCAUUCAUCUCUUCGUGCACGUAGCUCUCAUCUCUGACCGCCCGUGGUGGCCUAUUUUUAGUUCCUCAUGCCGGAGAUGGCGCAGCGGAGUGGGCAAGAGGACCCUGAGCGGUACCUCUUUGUGGAUCGGGCCGUGGUCUACAACCCAACUACCCAGGCAGACUGGACGGCCAAGAAGCUGGUGUGGGUUCCUUCUGAACGGCAUGGAUUUGAGGCGGCCAGCAUCCGAGAGGAGCGUGGAGAAGAAGUGCUUGUGGAGCUGGCUGAAAAUGGCAAGAAGGCCAUGGUGAACAAAGAUGACAUCCAGAAGAUGAACCCGCCCAAGUUCAGCAAAGUGGAGGAUAUGGCUGAACUCACCUGCCUGAACGAAGCAUCUGUGUUACACAACCUGAAGGAUCGUUAUUACUCUGGACUCAUAUACACAUACUCAGGACUCUUCUGCGUGGUCAUAAACCCAUACAAAAACCUCCCCAUAUACUCUGAGAACAUCAUCGAGAUGUACAGGGGCAAGAAGAGGCACGAGAUGCCGCCUCAUAUCUACGCCAUUUCCGAAUCGGCAUACAGAUGCAUGCUUCAAGAUCGUGAGGACCAAUCAAUUCUUUGCACCGGAGAAUCAGGUGCUGGAAAGACCGAAAACACCAAAAAAGUCAUCCAGUACCUGGCUCACGUCGCAUCAUCUCACAAAGGAAGGAAGGACCACAACAUUCCACCAGAAUCACCUAAAGCAGUCAAACUCCAGAACGGAAUCCUGUUUUAUGGAGAGUUGGAGCGUCAACUCCUACAGGCAAAUCCUAUUCUGGAAUCCUUUGGAAAUGCCAAAACAGUGAAAAAUGACAACUCUUCACGUUUUGGCAAGUUCAUCCGCAUCAACUUUGAUGUAACCGGUUACAUUGUGGGGGCCAACAUUGAAACCUAUCUUCUUGAAAAGUCCAGGGCCAUUCGCCAAGCCAAAGAUGAACGCACCUUCCACGUCUUCUACCAGCUGUUGGCCGGUGCUGGAGAACAUCUGAGAUCUGAUCUACUCCUGGAGGGUUUCAAUAGCUACCGCUUCCUCUCCAAUGGUAACAUUCCCAUCCCUGGCCAACAGGACAAGGAUAAUUUCCAAGAGACCAUGGAAGCCAUGCAUAUUAUGAGCUUCAAUCAUGAGGAAAUCUUAUCAAUGCUGAAGGUGGUUUCAGCCGUCCUGCAGUUUGGUAACAUUGUGUUCAAGAAGGAGAGAAACACAGAUCAGGCCUCUAUGCCUGAAAACACAGCUGCUCAAAAACUUUGCCACCUGCUCGGAAUGAAUGUCAUGGAGUUCACUCGUGCUAUCCUGUCUCCAAGAAUCAAAGUGGGCAGAGACUACGUACAGAAAGCCCAAACUAAAGAACAGGCUGACUUUGCAGUGGAAGCCCUGGCCAAGGCCACUUAUGAAAGGUUGUUCCGCUGGCUUGUUCACCGCAUUAAUAAAGCUCUGGACAGAACCAAGCGCCAGGGAGCUUCCUUUAUUGGCAUCCUGGAUAUUGCUGGCUUUGAGAUUUUCCAGCUCAACUCAUUCGAGCAGCUUUGUAUCAACUACACCAAUGAGAAGCUCCAGCAGCUCUUCAACCACACCAUGUUCAUCCUGGAGCAGGAGGAGUAUCAGCGGGAAGGCAUCGAAUGGAGCUUCAUCGACUUCGGCCUCGACCUGCAGCCCUGCAUUGACCUCAUUGAGAGACCCGCAAAUCCUCCUGGCGUGUUGGCUCUGUUGGAUGAGGAAUGCUGGUUCCCCAAAGCCACAGAUAAAACCUUUGUGGACAAACUUGUUCAAGAGCAAGGCACCCAUGGAAAGUUCCAGAAACCACGGCAGCUGAAGGACAAAGCCGAUUUCUGUAUCAUUCACUAUGCUGGAAGGGUUGAUUAUAAGGCUGAUGAGUGGUUAAUGAAAAACAUGGACCCUCUGAAUGACAAUGUGGCUACGCUUCUGCAUCAGUCCACGGAUAAGUUUGUGGCUGAGCUGUGGAAGGACGAGAUUCAGAAUUUCCAAAGAGCGUCUUUUUAUGAUGUCUCUAGUCUCCAUGAAUCGCCAGGUGAAGUGGACCGUAUUGUUGGUUUGGACCAAGUGGCAGGAAUGAAUGAGACUGCAUUUGGAGCCGCAUAUAAGACCAAAAAGGGCAUGUUUCGCACUGUGGGUCAACUAUAUAAAGAGUCCCUUACAAAACUCAUGGCCACACUCCGAAACACCAACCCCAACUUUGUUCGCUGUAUAAUCCCCAAUCAUGAGAAGAGAGCUGGUAAGCUGGAGCCCCAUCUGGUUCUAGAUCAGCUGAGGUGUAAUGGAGUUCUUGAAGGGAUCCGCAUCUGCAGGCAGGGAUUCCCUAACCGCAUCGUCUUCCAGGAGUUCAGACAGAGAUAUGAGAUUCUUACUCCUAAUGCAAUACCUAAAGGCUUUAUGGAUGGCAAACAGGCUUGUGAGAGAAUGAUUCGAGCUUUGGAGCUCGACCCAAACCUCUACCGCAUCGGUCAGAGCAAGAUCUUCUUCCGCACUGGAGUUUUGGCGCACCUGGAGGAAGAGAGAGACCUGAAAAUAACAGACAUCAUCAUCUACUUUCAGUCGGUCUGUCGAGGAUACCUGGCUCGCAAGGCCUUCGCUAAAAAGCAGCAGCAGCUAAGUGCUUUGAAAGUCCUCCAGAGAAACUGCGCUGCUUACCUGAAACUGCGCCACUGGCAGUGGUGGAGACUCUUCACUAAGGUGAAACCCCUCCUCCAGGUGACCCGCCAGGAGGAAGAGAUGCAGGCCAAGGAUGAGGAGCUUAUUAAAGUGAAGGAGAGGCAGGUUAAAGUGGAAAACGAGUUGGUAGAAAUGGAGAGGAAACACCAGCAGCUCUUGGAAGAGAAGAACAUCUUGGCCGAGCAACUGCAGGCCGAGACUGAAUUGUUUGCUGAAGCUGAAGAGAUGAGGGCUCGUCUGGUGGCUAAAAAACAAGAGCUGGAGGAGAUUCUUCAUGACCUGGAGUCCCGCGUGGAGGAGGAAGAGGAGAGGAACCAGUCGUUGCAGAACGAGAAGAAGAAAAUGCAGUCACACAUACAGGACCUAGAGGAGCAGCUGGAUGAGGAGGAGGCUGCUCGACAGAAGCUGCAGUUGGAGAAAGUGACUGCUGAAGCCAAGAUCAAAAAGAUGGAGGAAGAUAUUCUGCUGUUGGAGGACCAGAACUCCAAAUUCCUAAAGGAGAAAAAGCUCCUGGAGGACCGUGUCGGUGAGAUGACCUCUCAGCUGGCUGAGGAAGAAGAGAAGGCCAAGAACCUCGGCAAAGUCAAAAACAAGCAAGAGAUGAUGAUGGUGGACUUGGAAGAGCGUCUGAAGAAAGAGGAGAAAACUCGACAGGAGCUUGAGAAAGCCAAAAGAAAACUGGAUGCGGAGACCACAGACCUACAAGACCAGAUAGCUGAGCUGCAGGCCCAGAUUGAUGAACUUAAGAUCCAACUGGCCAAGAAAGAAGAGGAACUGCAGGCUGUGUUGGCCAGAGGUGAUGAGGAGGUCGCUCAGAAGAACAACGCCCUCAAGCAAUUACGGGAGCUGCAGGCCCAGCUAGCUGAGCUGCAGGAGGAUCUGGAGUCUGAGAAAGCAGCCAGAAACAAAGCAGAGAAGCUUAAGAGAGAUCUGAGCGAGGAACUGGAAGCUCUUAAGACUGAGCUGGAAGACACGCUGGACACCACCGCUGCCCAGCAGGAGCUCAGGAGUAAGCGAGAGCAGGAGGUGGCGGAGCUGAAGAAGGCCAUUGACGACGAGACGAGGAACCACGAGUCUCAGAUCCAGGAGAUGAGACAGAGGCACGGCACGGCACUGGAGGAGAUCUCCGAGCAGCUGGAGCAGGCCAAGAGAGUCAAAGGAAAUCUGGAGAAAAACAAACAGACUCUGGAGAGCGAUAAUAAGGAGCUGACCAAUGAGGUGAAGAGUUUGCAGCAGGCCAAGUCUGAGUCCGAACACAAGAGAAAGAAACUGGAGGCUCAGCUGCAGGAGGUCAUGGCCCGCUUCAGUGAGGGGGAGAAGGUUAAAGGAGAGCUGGCCGACCGUACCCACAAGAUACAGACGGAACUGGACAAUGUUUCAUGCCUUUUAGAAGAUGCCGAGAAGAAGGGAAUCAAACUGACCAAAGACGUCUCCAGUCUAGAGAGUCAGCUUCAGGAUACUCAGGAGUUGCUUCAAGAGGAGACGCGUCAGAAGCUGAACCUGAGCAGCCGUAUUCGUCAGCUGGAGGAGGAGAAAAACAAUCUUUUGGAGCAGCAGGAGGAGGAAGAGGAGUCACGAAAGAACCUAGAGAAACAACUGGCAACACUACAAGCCCAGCUGGUGGAGACCAAGAAGAAGCUGGAGGAUGAUGUUGGAGCCCUUGAGGGUCUGGAGGAGGUCAAGAGGAAGCUACAGAAGGACAUGGAGGUGACCAGUCAGAAGCUGGAGGAAAAGGCCAUUGCUUUUGACAAGCUGGAGAAAACCAAGAAUAGGCUGCAGCAGGAGCUGGAUGACCUCAUGGUGGACCUAGACCAUCAGAGACAGAUCGUCUCAAACCUAGAGAAGAAACAGAAGAAGUUUGACCAGAUGCUGGCGGAGGAGAAGACCAUCUCUGCGCGUUACGCUGAGGAGCGGGACCGUGCCGAGGCCGAGGCUCGAGAGAAGGACACCAAAGCUCUGUCUAUGGCCCGAGCCCUGGAUGAAGCUCUGGAGGCUAAAGAGGAAUUCGAGAGACUCAACAAGCAGCUCAGAGCUGAGAUGGAGGAUCUGAUCAGCUCCAAGGAUGACGUAGGCAAAAACGUCCACGAGCUGGAGAAAUCUAAGCGGACUCUGGAGCAGCAGGUGGAGGAGAUGCGCACUCAGCUGGAGGAGCUGGAGGACGAGCUGCAGGCCACUGAAGAUGCCAAGCUGCGUCUGGAGGUCAACAUGCAGGCCAUGAAGGCCCAGUUUGACCGAGACCUGCAGGCCAGAGAUGAGCAGAACGAGGAGAAGAAGAGGGCGCUGGUUAAACAGGUGCGUGAGAUGGAAGCAGAGCUGGAAGAUGAGAGGAAGCAGAGAGCUCUUGCUGUUGCUGCAAAGAAGAAGCUGGAGAUGGACCUGAAAGAUGUGGAAGCUCAGAUUGAGGCUGCAAACAAGGCCCGCGAUGAAGCCAUCAAACAACUACGAAAACUCCAGGCUCAGAUGAAGGACUACCAGAGGGAGCUGGAGGAGGCACGCACUUCACGAGACGAGAUCUUCACUCAGUCUAAAGAGAACGAGAAGAAGCUCAAGAGUCUUGAGGCUGAGAUUCUGCAGUUGCAAGAGGAUCUGGCAUCUUCAGAGAGAGCCAGACGCCACGCUGAGCAGGAAAGAGAUGAACUUGCUGAUGAGAUCUCCAACAGCGCCUCUGGAAAGGCAGCCCUGUUGGAUGAGAAGAGGAGACUGGAGGCUCGUAUCGCUCAGCUGGAGGAAGAGCUGGAGGAGGAACAGAGCAAUAUGGAGCUCCUGAACGACCGCUUCCGCAAGACCACUAUGCAGGUGGACACCCUGAACACAGAGCUGGCAGGAGAGCGCAGCGCUGCACAGAAGAGUGAGAACGCACGUCAGCAGCUCGAGCGCCAGAACAAGGACUUAAAAUCCAAGCUGCAGGAACUCGAGGGAUCCGUCAAAUCAAAGUUCAAGGCCUCUAUCGCCGCCCUGGAGGCAAAGAUCCUCCAGCUAGAGGAGCAGCUCGAACAGGAAGCAAAGGAAAGAGCUGCAGCUAAUAAGAUUGUGCGUCGCACAGAGAAGAAGCUGAAGGAGGUGUUCAUGCAGGUGGAGGACGAGCGGCGCCAUGCAGACCAGUAUAAAGAACAGAUGGAAAAGGCCAACUCGCGCAUGAAGCAGCUGAAGAGGCAGCUGGAGGAGGCUGAGGAGGAGGCGACGCGAGCAAACGCCUCCCGCAGGAAACUGCAGAGAGAGCUGGAUGACGCCACUGAAGCCAGCGAGGGGCUGAGCCGAGAGGUCAACACACUCAAGAACAGACUCAGACGUGGCGGUCCAGUGAGCUUCUCCUCCAGUCGUUCAGGACGCAGGCAACUGCAGAUGGAGGGAGACUUCUCUGACGACGACGCAGACAGCAAAGCCAGCGAUCUGAACGAGAACCAGCCUCCUCCAGCAGAAUAACAUAACACACCCUUCAUCAACACCUCAUUCUGCUCCUGCAGCUCUCCGUGGUACACAAACACACACACACACUCAGUCAGAAGCUACAUCUCCAUCAACUCUGCCUUAUUCCCAAUUCAAGAUGCUUCAAGACCCAUUAGUGUUUUCCUGUAGCCUUCCACGACACUAUAGAAGUGCAUUUGCUCCGCUCAUUCGGUCAAAACGGUCACUCCAAUCUAGUUUAGCUAGCUAAGCCAACGUGACGGAUCGCAUCUUAGUUGUACAGUUCAGAAUUUCGGGCUCGGUUGAGAUGCAUGUGCUGCUCGUUCGCUUUAAAAGCAACUAAAUCAAGUCCUAUGGCUCGAAAUAAAUGUGAAACCACUACAUCUCGUCACCGGGCUUCGUAAUUUGGGCUUGGCUUCACUCGAGGCCUCCUGUUUGGGAGAUGUUUUACGAAAUUUGACGUAACUGCGAAUCGCUUUUAACUGCACAUCAUUUGAGAAGCCAUGCAACUGGAAACCAAUAUGACGUUUUCUGGAUGCACGUCAAGCAUUACAAGCCUUUACCUAUAUAUAUAUAAUCUAUUUAGGUUUCCCCCCCUAUAUGUGACACAAUGAUGGUACAUCCCAAAUCCAGCUGCUCUAUUUGAUACACUACAUGUGAAUCACGGCCACUAGAGGAAGUGUAUGGAGGAAGACGUUUGAGACACUAACGUCUAGAUUGGAUUCGUCAACUGGAACACGUUCAUUCACAGCUACUUCCUUAAAGACUUGAGUUUAGGGAUGAUUUGAACAAUAGAUGAAUGGAAAGUGUACUAACCUGUUAGCAUUUAAUGACGUGUUUCUUAAAGUGCCUUAGACACUAACUAGAAAACAUCCAUGAGAGUUUGUCAUGAAGAAACGCUAACAUGAAGGUAAAAGCGGAUGAAGGAAAUUGGAAUAAAACUGUUAUGUAACCUCCUCCCCCCUAUUUUUUUUUGUUGUAUUUUACCGUGGUAUGAUCAUAUCCAGUAUAUCAGUCUCCUGUAUUUGAGGAUGAUCUGGGGAAUCAGUGUUAAUGAUGGUUUGCUAUAGAAGUGAAGAGAACUCAUUUGGUUUAAAGCUUUAUCAUAUCAUCAUCAUCAUCAUCAUCUUUAUUAUUAUUAAUGCGGUAUUAUUAUUAUCACUUCUGUUGUUGGCGAGCAGACGUCUCUCCUCUUGUUUUUCCUCUUGUAUACUGUAACUAUUUCUAGAUGACAGUGAGUUUUGUAAAGGAAAAAACAAUAAAUAAAAGGUUGAUUGUAGAAGAGA